AGAGACAAAGAGGAAAAGAGGAGAGCGAGGUAGAAAACGGAUCCUGCUUAUGCCUACUCCAUCUCUCUUUCAGCACCAAGGACAGAACCUCUGAGCGGCUGACCCAAGCAAUGCUCAGUUUAGGGUCCCUCCCAAAUCCUCUACAGAAAACGGAUACAUUCGAAAGCAGCUAUGAAACAUGCACUAAGGUCUAAUAGGGAAGCUGGAAAAGCAGCACUCAAGUAAUUUCACCUUAGAGGCAAAAAUGGGUGAUUUCUUUCUGUUCAUUUCAUAGUUCUGAGUCCUGAGAAAGGCAAAGUUUGCUUUGCUUGGGUAUGUCUGCUGUCAGUAAAUGGCUGCAGGAGCCGAAGUGGUAAACUCCUCGGUCUCCAGAAAUCAGAAGAAAAUUUUAGGGAAGCCCCUUGGCAUCACGCACCUCCCUCUGGGCUAUGGCACCUCUGAGCCAGCUGAGUGGCCACCUGAACUACACCUGUGGGGCGGAGAACUCAACAGGUGCCAGCCAGGCCCGCCCACAUGCCUACUAUGCCCUCUCCUACUGUGCGCUCAUCCUGGCCAUCGUCUUCGGCAAUGGCCUGGUGUGCAUGGCUGUACUGAAGGAGCGGGCCCUGCAGACUACCACCAACUACUUAGUAGUGAGCCUGGCUGUGGCAGACUUGCUGGUGGCCACCUUGGUGAUGCCCUGGGUGGUAUACCUGGAGGUGACAGGUGGAGUCUGGAAUUUCAGCCGCGUUUGCUGCGAUGUUUUUGUCACCCUGGAUGUCAUGAUGUGUACAGCCAGCAUCCUUAACCUCUGUGCCAUCAGCAUAGACAGGUACACCGCAGUGGUCAUGCCCGUUCACUACCAGCAUGGCACGGGACAGAGCUCCUGUCGGCGCGUGGCCCUCAUGAUCACGGCCGUCUGGGUACUGGCCUUUGCUGUGUCCUGCCCUCUUCUGUUUGGCUUUAAUACCACAGGGGACCCCACUGUCUGCUCCAUCUCCAACCCUGAUUUUGUCAUCUACUCUUCAGUGGUGUCCUUCUACCUGCCCUUUGGAGUGACCGUCCUUGUCUAUGCCAGAAUCUAUGUGGUGUUGAAACAAAGGAGACGGAGAAGGAUCCUCACUCGACAGAACAGUCAGUGCAACAGUGUCAGGCCUGGCUUCCCCCAACAAACCCUCUCUCCUGACCGGGCACAUCUGGAGCUGAAGCGUUACUACAGCAUCUGCCAAGACACUGCCUUGGGUGGACCAGGCUUCCAAGAAAGAGGAGGAGAGUUGAAAAGAGAGGAGAAGACUUGGAAUUCCCUGAUGCCACUUCGGGAGAAGAAGGCAACCCAGAUGGUGGCCAUUGUGCUUGGGGCCUUCAUUGUCUGCUGGCUGCCCUUCUUCUUGACCCAUGUUCUCAAUACCCACUGCCAGACAUGCCACGUGUCCCCAGAGCUUUACAGUGCCACAACAUGGCUGGGCUACGUGAAUAGCGCCCUCAACCCCGUGAUCUAUACCACCUUCAAUAUCGAGUUCCGGAAAGCGUUCCUCAAGAUCCUGUCUUGCUGAGGGAGCAGAAGAGAGAACACUCUUUGUACCCAUUUCUAGAUGCCAGGCUGUUGGCCCACUCAGAAAGACUGUGCAGCGUCCUCCGGCAAGCAGUAGCAAGAAGAUUCCUGGAGCCAGGAUGUCCCUGCUUGUCAGGUAUAACCAAAUGUGUCCUCCAAAACAGAAUAUUCUACCUCCCCAGCUAAAAUCUGACUUCAUUCUGACAAUCUUCAAAUGACUGGGGAGCUCCUGAGUGAUAAGCAAUAAUUCAGAAAGAAGCUGGUAAAACAUGACUCACACAAAAUUGUCAUCGGAGGCAUGAUUCAUUACACUGAAGGAAAAAUGAACAGAUCUCAUCAUUCUCAACUUGCAGGGGUCCUUGAAAUCAGCCAGUAAACCACCUUCUAGAACAGCCAGCCUGUCUUCCUUCAAACCUCUAAUUAACUGUCAGGCUAACCUUGUACUUUCAUGGGCCCAUUCCUCUUGGUCAUUUCUUUCCUUCACUGUAUCUGGAAAUAUGAAUGGCAAGGCCAGUGCUUCUACCUCUCUGUAGAAUCUGAUGGGCUAAUUUGGUAAGGUGAAUUUCUCACACCAAGAGAAACACUGUCCCACAUUGGGACGGGGGCUUCAUUUCAAACUUUGCUACCCUUGUAUUUUAGCUUUAGCUAAGAAGGCGUUUUGAUUCGAUUCCUUUACUCUCUAGAGGAAAUCUCAGAGUCUCAACUUCCAGAAUCAUUCAACAUGGGGAUAUUUUCUGAAGAUGGAAUGACACAUCCCAUUGUAGUUUCACUGUUGAAACUUAUGGUUCAGAACAUGCCUUAGAUAUGCUUUUCAUUACACUACCAAAUUUUCCUACCCAGGCCAUCUCCAUUUCUGCUUAACAGGGACCCAAUAUAGUGGACCACAUCAUGACAUUUUGGGCAACAGUGGACCACACAUACAACGGUGGUCUCAUAAGAUAAUAAUGGAGCUGAAGAAUUUCUAUCACUUAAUGAUGUCAUAGCUGUUGCAACAUCAUAGCUCAACGCAUUAUUUACAUGUUUGUGGUGAUGCUGGUGUAAACAAAAUGAUGCUGCCAGUCGUGUAAAAGUAUAAAAUUGUGUAUAGUACAUAAUAAUAUUGAUAAUAAAUGACUAUGUUACUGGUUUAUGUA
Messenger RNA from Symphalangus syndactylus (siamang), 2664 nucleotides. RefSeq names its product dopamine receptor D3 (gene DRD3). Lineage: Eukaryota; Metazoa; Chordata; Mammalia; Primates; Hylobatidae. Gene Ontology annotation, molecular function: G protein-coupled receptor activity; dopamine neurotransmitter receptor activity, coupled via Gi/Go. The record is from RefSeq and is a predicted model, not a curated record. Gene Ontology annotation, biological process: negative regulation of adenylate cyclase activity; regulation of dopamine secretion; negative regulation of synaptic transmission, glutamatergic. Gene Ontology annotation, cellular component: plasma membrane.